UCCAAAAGCUUGUGCUCUCGAUUCUCAUGUUAUGUCCAAUUUUACGGCGUUUACAUGGGUGAAAGAUGCUAUAAAUCGUCAAACUCUAUUAGGCCACAGAAGUAUUUUUGUCCUUGUGAUAGUAGAUAACCUUCUUCUGCCUGCAACAAUGACAGAGCGCCUCAGAAUUGUAGGCAGUCUAUAUUUUUCUCAGUUAAUUGUUGACUUGUUCUUGUUUAAUUUCCAGUUACGUUAGAGGAGGUGUUGCUGGAAACAAAUUUAAGGAUUCCUUUGCGCUUAGCUGGACAUAAAGAUGAUAGAGCAUGACCAACAGGAAAGUGCUUAGCAGAGGCAAUUGCAACAAAACCAGGAAAUCCAAGAUGUUGUCCUCUUACCUGAUGAGGUGUUACUGUUGGUGCUACUGUCUUCUCAAAGAUUCAGAUGCAAAGACAAAGAAUCUCUGCCAUCUUCUUUCGAAGACAAUCUCCAUACACAACGGAAGGGAAUUGAAUAUUUAGAUAGAGCCCAAGGAGCUGCGGUAAGAUGCCAGGCACCUGCACAAAAUGUCCAAUGGUCUGCAAAAUCAAUGGCCCUAGUUGACAACAUUCAUAACCCAGUUUUAACAGAGACCAUGAAAGUGAAUGCCGAGUUUAUGAAUUCCUCCCAGCCCAUUGAAUCACAUCACAUGGUAUAUGAGAAGUUCAUUACAGAUUAGGAUAUUUUUCUGUUUGCCAAAGGUAUCAACUAUAAACAAGGACUAAAUGUUGCAACACAAGACCUCCGUUGCAUCUUCAAUGACACAAUAGAAACUACUGUAACUCUAUUUGCACUCUGCACAAGAGAUCUUUAGGUGUGAGCAUCCAGAAGAAGAACAAGUACUUCAUCAGUUGCUUGGAUACAAAAUCACUCUGUCAAUCCUUGGAAACCCUAUUCCUUCUGUUGUUUAUUAUGACAUCCCACCAUCUUAUGACAGACCUCUGCAGUAUGCUCAUGUUAGAACUGCAGAAAGCAAGAUGAAACUAUGUGCCUGCACCUUGGUGUUUAUCUCUGGACUCCGGCCCCUUCUCGCAGCGGAUCAACCUGGGUUCGCUCCAAUGGACGCAUACGCUGCCAGUUCAGUCGCCAAGUAUCCAGCAGCAGCAUCGCAGGGCCUGCAAUAUGUUAGGUUCAAGAUGGUUCCGUGUGGGGUAAAUUUACUGCAUACGCAUCCAUGAGCUUCAGGAAUGCUUACUCUUAUCUCAGGAGGGCCUCUUCAAGUUGGUUUUGUUGACACUCAAGGUCAAGCUUUCAUCGAUAUUUUGCAUCCUGGAGAUGUCACCAUAUUUUCGAGGGGGACACUGCAUUUUGAGCUUAAUGUUGGAACUGAAGAAACUAAUUAUAUCUCUGCUCUCAACAGUCAAAAUCCUGGUGUUGUGACAAGCAGCAUGCCAAUAUUGAAGCUUCCAUUGAAAAGUGUGGCAACAGCUUUCAACAUCACCCAACAAGCUGUGAAGAAAUUAGAUUCAACGAUAUAUGCCAGUGAUUCCCACUCCCCCAAAAUAAAUGGCGUCCAUUGGGAACCAUAUGCACCGACCCGACAUAAUGUGAGCAGAUAUCCAUUGCCAUGGGCUAAGACACAGGAAGCAGAGUUUUCACACUGUGCUUUCAUGGCCAGGGAAAAGUUCCAAUGGAUGAUGUAUACCGAUGUGGGUGAGUUUGUAUUAUCUGAUUCUUGGUUGAAUGAGCAGGUGGGUCCUGAGGACAAGGGCUUUCAGGAAGUAAAACCCAAAAGCAAGGAUCUUACUUCAGGGGCUCUCUUGAACAUGGUUAUGAGUCUAAGUUCACCAGGAACAGCCUUCAAGAAUUUCCGAAUCUCAUAUCGGGCAACUUUCCUUCAAGUGUAGGAAUUUUGGGCCAUCAAGGCUUACCGAACACCCUGAGAGAGAGGCAGGAGAAAAGGUUCAAGUCCAUACUUUUGUUGGAAGCAAGUGCUUCAGAACACUUGAAGCACUUGCAGUUAGUUGUUGAUCUGAUUUUGGUUAAUUUGUAGUUACGUUAGAGGAGGUGAUGUUGGAAACAAAUUUAAGAUUCUUUGUGUUUAACUGGAGGUUUGCAAGAAGGAUUUGGAAGAAAGACAAUAGAGUACAACCUACAGGCAUGUGCUUCACAGAGGAAUCAUUUUCCAACCACUUAAUCUGACUGUGCUGCACAGCCAUGGAUUUUUAUUCAUCCAAGAUGUUGUCCUCUUACUUGAUGAAGUGUUACUAUCGGUCCCACUGUUUUUUCCGAGAUUCAGAUUUAGAGACAAAGAAUCUGUGCAAUGGUUCUUUCUCAAACAAUUUCUAUACACAACUGAAGUAUAUAGCCCAAUUUUCCCACUUCCUUUUCAAAGCAUUUUUGCCUUUGUAUUGUUUGUAUUUUUGAUUUUUUGUUUAUUCGCUUCUUUGGGUUUGUUCUUGGUUUCUGAUGUGAUUCCUAAAGUCUCCAACUAGAAAUUUAUUUAUGUUUUUUGCAAGUUUAAAACCCUGUCAAUGUUUUUUUCGUAGUUCCUGCUAUUCUUGUUUUUCUUUUCUUUUCUUCGUUUUUCAGCUUGUCGAGCAGCCUAUCUUUCAAUAUGUCUAGCUUUUAUCGCUUUUUUGUGCUCUUGGAACCUUUUAUUUAGUUUUUGCACUCUUUUUAAGCAUUUCUGCUAGUCUUCUAGCUCGAAUGCCUUUUCGAGGUUCUUAACUUCCUUUGGAGUAGUUGCGGAUUCCAAUUUUUGUAAUCUCUGUUCUUUCGUCUUUUGUCUUUCUUGUUUUUGUUGUCUCCUUUCCUCUUUGAUUUUUCGAAAUUCUGAGAGUUUGCUUCUUGUUUGGAAUUUCAAUUUGCUUCAGUUUGUAUAAAAAUUGUUUGAGAAAAAACAUUGCAGAGAUUCUUUGUCUUCAAAUCUGAAUUUUGGAGAAGGCGGUGGGACCAAUAGUGACACUUCACCAGGCAAGAGGACAACAUCUUGGAUGAAUUAAAAUCCAUGGCUUUGCUUCAUAGUCAGAUUCAGGGAUUGGAAAUGAUUCCUAUGUGAAGCACUUGCUUGUAUGUUGUACUCUAUCAUCUUUCUUCCAAAUCCUUCUUGCAGACCUCUAGGUAAGCGCAAAGGAAUCCUUAAAUUUAUGUCUGAUAACAACUCCUCUAAAGUAACUCUAACUUAACCAAUGUCAAGUGAACAACUAAUUAAGAAAAAUUAGAAUAGGGAAUGCCUAAAAUUCUCAGCUGCUGUCAUCUAUUGCAAGCACAAGAAGGUUAUCCAUUAUGGCUACAUAUUACAAGGACAGAAAUACUUCUGUGGCAGUACCAGCGUUUGAGGAUCCAUAUCAUCUUUGACUAAUACUUCUAUGGCAAGUUUCCUUCAAGUGUAGGAAUUUUGGGCCAUCAGGGCUUACUGAACACCCUGACAGAGGGGUAACCCGAAGGUACAAUCCAGA
Messenger RNA from Cryptomeria japonica (Japanese cedar), 3416 nucleotides. RefSeq lists its product as uncharacterized. Gene Ontology annotation, cellular component: cell wall. The transcript is spliced from 4 exons. Lineage: Eukaryota; Viridiplantae; Streptophyta; Pinopsida; Cupressales; Cupressaceae. The record is from RefSeq and is a predicted model, not a curated record. The coding region runs from base 1203 to 1862 and encodes 219 amino acids. Gene Ontology annotation, molecular function: manganese ion binding.